AUGUCUGCUCCUUCUUCAUCUCCUCUCACUGCAAUAUGGCGAAAAUGGAAGACACUAGAACUACCAUGGCGGCGACGCUGGCUAGCCGGCACCGACCUCAACGGAAACACCUUCUGGUACUUCAAGCCUAGCCUCGCAUUCACCCGUCCUCGCCGCAUCCUCCAAAACAACCCCAAGAUCGCCUACUCCGACAUCGAAAUCUCCCCAAGUUGGCACCAAUGGCUCCGCGGCACUCGCCCUACUCCCCCUUCACUACCGGAACAGAUACAAGAUGUUCGGCGCCAACGCGAUUUGAAGCAAUUGGCUGCUGCGGCAGAUGCGAGAUGGGCUGCUAAGCCGUCGGUUCUUGAUAAGCCGAGAAGGGGGAAUUUGGAGCUGGGGGUUGGAGACGGAGAGGCGGAGGGGACGGUGGGGAGGAGGUGGGAGGAGGGGCAGAAGACGGGGAGUGGGGAGAGGGUGGAGAAGGAGUUGAGUGAGGGGGAGAAGGGGGAGAGGAGUGGGCAAGUGAAGAAGCAGAAGGAGAAUCCAUGGGCUCGACAGAGAGGGAACCCUGGCGAGGGGUGGCAGCCUGAAGCCUGGGCACCUGGGCCUGUGAAGAGAUAG
This is a messenger RNA of Letharia columbiana, 603 nucleotides long. RefSeq lists its product as uncharacterized. Gene Ontology annotation, cellular component: membrane. The transcript is spliced from 2 exons. Gene Ontology annotation, biological process: mitochondrial respiratory chain complex I assembly. The coding region runs from base 1 to 603 and encodes 200 amino acids. The record is from RefSeq and is a predicted model, not a curated record. NCBI's taxonomy places the organism in Eukaryota, Fungi, Ascomycota, Lecanoromycetes, Lecanorales, Parmeliaceae.